AGGACCUUUUAACCUAGAAACAAAACUCUGGCCCUAACCUUAAGUAAGUCCCGCAGCGCCUACCUCCGUCAUUUUUUUGUUCUAAAUUCCCAUCCUCCUCCUCGAUGUAUGCUCUGAGAGAGUGAGCACUGAGCAGUCCAUCCUCUAUUCGACCAUUCCUUCUCCUCCAUCCUUCUCACGCAGGAGCAGGGGAGCCUUCGUCUUCGCUCUUAUCGUGCCGUCGCAAGUCCCAACCGCAGCGCUCUUCUCCGCGCAGUCGUAGCAGAGAGCGCCAGCCGUCGCGGUAAACCGAGCAGCCCUCUCUGUCGCCAAGAAGCCCUCGCUGUCACAAAGCAACCGCAUCUUUUUGGGCUGUCGCAGCAGUUCGCGUCGUCGCAGUAGGCCGUCACCGAGCAGUCCUCUCCUCGCUGGGCAAUAGCAGAAGUUCAAGCCCUCUCCUGCAACUCAACAAUGUUUUAUUCGGAGAAUCACCACCUCUACUCUCUGGUCUCUGCCGUUGCCGUCCAGCCCAGCAGCCGCCAUCGUUCUCACUCUCUUUCCCAGCAUUGUUCUUAGUCUCUCUGCAUCAUUCGUUCUCAGAGGACCGUCGUUCUCUUUGUCAUCACCGUGGUGCACCCGCAUCAUUGUCACUGCUCAGCACCGCCCUUCUCAUUACACAGCAGCAUCGUCCUCAGCAGGCAGCAGCAGCGGCAUGGUUCUCAGCGAGUCAGUGUCGUCGUCAUUGUCAGCGACAUGCCACCGUGGUGCUCCGUCUCUCCCCUUCAUUGCUGCACUUCCAGAGUUCCAUGAAGCCUCGCCCUCAGGUUUGUGAGACUGCUCCUCCUGAUGCGCAUUUGCAUUUGCACUAGCUGUUAAAAAAACACAAACAUGUUCUUCGCCACUUCAGUUUUGGGCAUGUUUUGUAAUGAGAAACUGCCACACCAUGGAGACAGGGGAGAACACCUACUCGAAUCUGUUGCGUGGAUAUGCGAAAGAUUGGAACUUGCACGGUGGAAGAGCAAUUCACGCCAGGUUCAUCAAAGGAUGUCUUCCUAUAACACUUUUUCUUCAAAACCAUUUGCUUAACAUGUAUGUUAAAAUUGGAGACCUUCCUUCUGGACGCAGAGUGUUCGACGAAAUGCCUCACAGGAAUGUGGUUUCCUGGUCUGCUGUUAUGGCAGGUUUAGUCCGAGACAGCUAUGCUUCGGAAGCUCUUUCUUUGUUUAGCCGUAUGCACCAUGAGGGACUCACAAAGCCAAAUGAGUUCACGUUUGUUAGCACCCUGCAGGCAUGCUCGUUAACCGAGAAUAUAACCUGUGCUUACCAGAUUCACUCGUUGAUCGUUCGGUCAGGACUUGAGUCUAAUGUCUUCUUGUUGAAUGCCUUUUUGGCAGCCUUGGUGAGGCAUGGCAAAUUGGCAGAAGCAUUGCAAGCUUUUGAUGCAAGGACAGACAAGGAUAUCGUGUCAUGGAAUACAUUGAUGGCAGGUUACUUGCAAUAUUCUUGGGAGGAGAUUCCUAGAUUUUGGUGUCGUAUGAACCAUAACAAUAUAAAGCCUGAUAACUUCACAUUUUCUUGCAUCCUUGCCGGAUUGGCUUCUCUAGCUCAUCUUGAAAUGGGAGUGCAAGUUCAUGGCCUACUUGUGAAAAGUGGUUAUGGUGAUGACAUUUGUGUUGGGAACUCUUUAGCUGAUAUGUAUAUAAAAUGUGAAAAGUUGGUGGAAGGUUUUAGACUUCUGGAUGAGAUGCCGAAGAAAGAUGUUUGCUCUUGGUCCCAGAUUGCGAUCGGAUGUUUACAGUGUGGCGAACCAAGAAAGGCACUUUCAGUUAUUACACAGAUGAUGAGAGUGGGUGUAAUGCCAAAUGAAUUCACCUUGGCAACUGCCCUCAAUGCUUGUGCAAGUUUGGCUUCACUGAAGGGAGGGAAACAAAUCCAUGGCUUGAGGAUUAAACUUGGAAUCGACAUUGAUGUCUGCGUGGAUAAUGCACUUCUUGAUAUGUAUGCAAAAAGCGGAUGCAUGGAUAGUUCAUGGGAUACUUUCCAGUUGAUGAAUUCUCGUUCUGUGAUCUCAUGGACAACAAUGAUAAUGGCAUGUGCACAGAAUGGCCAAGCUAGAGAAGCACUUCAAGUUUUUGAGGAAAUGAAGAAGACACAGAAUAUAGAGCCAAACUAUAUCACCUUCAUUUGUGUUCUCUAUGCUUGUUGUCAAGGUGGGUUUGUUGAUGAAGGGUGGAAGUACUUGUUCUCAAUGACCAAAGACCAUGGAAUCCUCCCUGGAGAAGACCAUUAUGCUUGUAUGGUGAAUAUCUUAGGAAGAGCUGGACUCACUAAAGAAGCUAAAGAGUUGAUCCAAAGAAUGCCAUUUGAACCAGGUGUGCUAGUUUGGCAAACACUCCUUAGUGCAUGUCAAAUUCAUGGGGAUUUAGAAACUGGAAAACUUGCAGCAGAGCAUGCCAUGUUGAAAGAAUACAAGUAUCCAUCAACCUAUUUAUUGUUGUCUAACAUGUUUGCAGAGUUAAGAAAUUGGGAUGGUGUAAUGACUUUGAGACAACUAAUGGAGCAAAAAGGUGUAAAGAAAGUACCUGGAUCUAGUUGGAUUGAACUUGACAAAAUUAAGGACAUUUGUUGAGAUCUUUUUAAAUUUCUAAUUUCGUUUUCUUGUUUUCAAUUUUACACAAAUUUUGGUUAUUUAAGUAGUUUUGACCGAUCAUUUUGUA
Messenger RNA from Arachis ipaensis, 2696 nucleotides. Its product is annotated as pentatricopeptide repeat-containing protein At2g13600. Gene Ontology annotation, molecular function: RNA binding; protein binding. The record is from RefSeq and is a predicted model, not a curated record. Lineage: Eukaryota; Viridiplantae; Streptophyta; Magnoliopsida; Fabales; Fabaceae. Gene Ontology annotation, biological process: RNA modification. Gene Ontology annotation, cellular component: intracellular membrane-bounded organelle.